Messenger RNA from Seminavis robusta, 348 nucleotides. The record is from the annotation of a GenBank genome assembly. NCBI's taxonomy places the organism in Eukaryota, Bacillariophyta, Bacillariophyceae, Naviculales, Naviculaceae.
AUGACGCAAUCGGAAGAUGAAUUACGGGAUUUGUGCCGGUUGAUGCGGGCGAUGCUGGUGCAAGUUGAAUUGGUGUUGGAACAGGUCGAUGGAGCUGAUGAUGUGACUGGGACCACUGCAUCGUGUGAGAGUGGGGAACAGAUGGAAAAUGAAAGUGACGACGAGAGUGAGCUUCGGGUGGGAAGUCGCGUGGAGGUGAUCGUAGCUGACCAGUAUGAAGGGAGAACUGGGAGAGUGACGAAACGUCGAGGAGCUACGCAAUGGUAUGUGCGAUUGGAUCGCAGAGGUGGAGAGUUGCGAGGGCCAAAGGUGUACAAGUGUGAAAGUAGUUUGAAGCUAUUGGAGUAG